CGUCUUAAAUAGAAAAGUGAAGCAUUGACACCGGGUUGUCGCGCGGAUCUGUGAGCGCGUGAGAGGUUAAUGAAGGUGUGGGACCUGGCGCUGACACGAGACGAGGAUGGGUGAUAUAACUAAGGGUCAGACUACCUUCUACUCCAAUGCGGAGGGCUACUGGAAGGACGUGGCCCCCACGGUGGACGGCAUGCUGGGGGGCUACGGCAAGAUAUCAAACAUCGACCUCAACGGAUCCAAGGCCUUCCUGCAGAAGUUCCUGGGAGAAGGUGAAGGGAAGACGGGCAGCGGCUGCGCUCUGGACUGCGGAGCGGGCAUCGGGAGGAUCACCAAGCGUUUGCUGCUGCCUCUGUUCAGCACCGUGGACCUGGUGGACGUCACCGAGGAGUUCCUGGAACAAGCCAAGACGUACCUGGCAGAGGGAGGAGAGAGAGUGGGGAAAUAUCACUGCUGCGGCCUGCAGGACUUCGUACCUGAGAGCGGACGCUACGACGUCAUCUGGAUCCAGUGGGUCAUCGGCCACCUGACAGACGACCACCUGGUGGAUUUCCUGCAGCGUUGUCAGAAAUCCCUCCGGCCAAACGGCCUGAUCGUCAUCAAGGACAAUGUGUCGUACGAGGGCGUGGUUCCCGACGAUGUGGACAGCAGCGUGUGCCGAGACCUGGACAUCGUUCACGGUCUGGUGAGCAAAGCGGGGCUGAGCAUCGUUCACGAGGAGCAACAGAUGGACUUCCCUAAGGAGAUCUACCAAGUGCACACGCUGGCUCUCAGAUAGGACUCUUUCACUUCGCAGACCUUGUAUAUAUGCCGUGUUUCUGAUGAUGUGGAAAGUGUGCCAGCUAUCAGUGUAUGAUGUGAAACGAUCUGCAUUGCUUUGUGGAGUGUGUGUUGCGAACGCCAUGCAUCAGUGUGAAUGCCGAGUCAUCUUUUCUGAGCUUUAAGGUAUUACUCUUGGAAUAUUUGCUAUCACCUAUUCAAGAUGGACACUAUCGAGCAUGCACUUCCUGUCAGUGUGAUGUCCAGAAGGUCCAAUAGAUAGUCUAAUGCUGUAAUGUGUUUGGAAGACAUCAUGCUAGUGCUGCUGCAUAUUUAUGUAUGACCCACAGGGGGCAGUGUUAUUGAAUGUGAGGUCCACAGGAUUCAUCAGCAUCACACACUGGAGACUGCAUCUUCAAGCAGUCUCACACGGACAUAUUCUCAAUGUUUUUAAAGAGAUAUUUUGUAUGUUUGACAUCUUAACGACAACAUGUUUGCAGAUCCAUGUGCUAUCGUCGCAAAUUCUGAUCUUGUAUUAAUGAUAAAGAGAUGAUUUUUGUUUUAG
Molecule: messenger RNA, 1321 nt
Organism: Trematomus bernacchii (emerald rockcod)
Lineage: Eukaryota; Metazoa; Chordata; Actinopteri; Perciformes; Nototheniidae
Gene: ntmt1
Product: N-terminal Xaa-Pro-Lys N-methyltransferase 1
Exons: 4
Coding region: 107-775 (222 amino acids)
Biological process (GO): N-terminal protein amino acid methylation
Cellular component (GO): cytoplasm
Molecular function (GO): N-terminal protein N-methyltransferase activity
Source: RefSeq, a predicted model, not a curated record